Molecule: messenger RNA, 3633 nt
Organism: Penicillium coprophilum
Lineage: Eukaryota; Fungi; Ascomycota; Eurotiomycetes; Eurotiales; Aspergillaceae
Product: HECT-type E3 ubiquitin-protein ligase
Exons: 4
Coding region: 1-3633 (1210 amino acids)
Biological process (GO): ubiquitin-dependent protein catabolic process; protein polyubiquitination
Molecular function (GO): protein binding; ubiquitin protein ligase activity
Source: RefSeq, a predicted model, not a curated record
AUGUUUCAAUCCUUCACGGGCAAUUCUCGUCGUCCGCGGCAGGUGAACCUCAGUGGCCGAGCCACCAAUCCCUUCGCCGCAUUUCCGGGAAACUCGCCCAACCGACAAACUCCUCAUGCCGCAAAUCCCGAGAGCGCGGUCGCCAUUGCCCAGCGGGAGCGAGCCCUGAGACAACAUGAAAGAGAUCGACAGACCGCAUCUCGUACCGUCCAGCGAGUUUGGCGGGGUCAUCAAAGCAGGAACGCCACAUAUAAGAACUGGAAGUCUGAAUGGGACAACUUUGAAUGGGAGAGAGUUAUGGGCGCCCUGGGAUUGGAGGAUGAUCAGCGCCCAACGACGGAGGUUGAGCGUCUGGAGUGUCUAGCACGCCUUUCCGCACCGCCAUAUCACACAGCGGAGCAAUGUUUGGAUCAGCUCAGGCUUCUGGUUCAGUUUGUGGGACUGGUAAAAAAGAAAGAUGAUGUCCUACGUCUUGUAUACUUUUGCAAUGUCUUUGAGCAGACUUUCAAUGCUCUUCCCACGAUUGCUACAGAGAAUGAAUGGACCGAGCUGUUGAAACGGCUGGCAAUCGCUAUUCUACAUGCCCUGAGCUUGGCAAAGGACAGUCCGACCCAUGAAGCAGCAGUUCUUCCUCUCCUUCGGACGAUAGUCUUCCUGGUCGACUUGAUACCGAAGAGGAUGGCAACAAUUGCCAAACAAUACUAUCAAACCAUGGCCUUCCUGACAAAGAACCUUGAGCUUUGGAGAGACACUUUGUCGCCGGAGCUAAUCACUAACGCUGUCCUGGCACUUCUGAGGCCAAUCACCUCAGAAACGAUGACAGCGUAUGAAGCCCUUGCCAUGUCUUAUCUCACAAUUCCGAACCUGCCGACUUAUCUUGGUGAUCUUGAUGGAUUGGCGCACCAAAUUAACUAUAAACUGCUGGCGCCUGCUAUCGAAUUGUGUAUCCCUGCGACCAAAGAACGGAUUUCUACCGACGACGUGGAGGGUAUCGAGGGCCGACUUUGGUUGCUUGCCUACUUGAUCUUCUUUCACCGAUAUGCUCUUCCAGGCCAGGCUAACCUCCAAGCCCCAGACCUUGAAUUCUUGUGUGUUGUCUCUGGGUUGCUAAACUCAACAUCUAUCUAUCUGACGCGGUCUUUGGAGGCGGACGAAAGUGGCGCAGAUUCAAUCAGAGGUCCUUAUCUAGAUCAGUUCGUCACAGAUCAAGUCAGUAGCCUGGUCAACCAAAGUAGCAUUACAGGGCUACUUUCUCGCAUCAAAUCAGCCCACCUUUCUCAAACAGGCUUAUCAAGCAACGAAUCUAACGCUUCAAAAGAAGCCAAAAUUGUUGCUACUUAUGCCCUGAACUUGCUGAGGGUCUUUCCUCGACGUGGAGAUGACAUUCGAAUGUGGUUAUACCUGGGCUCGGCACCUUCAGCGGGUCCUGCUUCCGGCGAGCCAGGUGCGAAAAUACCGGCAAUUAAAUAUUUUUGGCAGGCGUCAAAAUCCAGUCGGAUAUUUGACAUCGUCAGCAAGGAUUCGACCCAAGUUCUCCCAUUGCUGCAACCGCCACAAGACGGGAAUCAAGAGGAACAAGAUCAGGAGUGGACGAUUAUCCUUCUCUUUUUUGAGCUUUACACAUUCCUCUUGAAAGUCAUGGAUGAUGAAGAGUUUUUCUCAAGUGCCUCACCAUUUACGUCUUCAUCAAAUGUCCUGUCUUCGUGGACGAAAGAGAGUGCCCUACCCCUUGGAGACAUUGGAGACAUGACCGUCUUCCUCAAAAACCUAGCCUUCACCCUCUACUGGAAUGUUGCCGACUUGACCAAGAAAGGGCCUGUUCCAUCAUCUGCUGUGGAUCUUAGAAGCUAUUUUAACAACACGAGUCAGGUUUCUGAACCGACUGAGCGUUUUGAGGUGGAGGUCAAAAAGGAAAUCAAUGAUCUUCCCGGUGUGACAGGCAUCCCACUUGACUACUUCAAAGGCUUGGUUACUGGCUUGCUCAGAAUGUUGCAUGAGCGAGAUUCUCGACGCAAGUUCCUUCCUCCCAAUCAUUGGUUAAUGACGGAUCGAUUCGACAUGGAAGGCUUUAUCCCAGCCGUUGUGGCAGAAGAAGAGAAACGCCAUGAAUUCCAAGACGAUGAUGAAGAUUCUGAACCUGAUCUUCUUGACGAGGAAUACUCAGAGCCUUCUCAACUUGUCGGCAAUAGUCAUGCGCGACGAUUAAUUCACAUUCAGGCCAUGCGAAAUAGUCAACGAAGGCAAGCUCAUAACAAUGCUCUUGCCGCCAUUGCCCCACGGCUAGAGAUACUCCGAAAUAUGCCUUUCUUCAUCCCAUUCGCCACACGAGUGCAAAUCUUUCGUCAAUUUAUCUUCAGGGAUCAGGAGCGUCGCCGAAAAGGUUUUGUGGAUCCUGAAUCCUGGCGCUUGUCUGUGGCCCAAAAUGCUAUGAUAAAUGGACCACCUGAGGGUGCAGCGAAUAUCUUGGCCCGACAUCACGCUGACAUCCGGCGUGAGAGUGUGUUUGAAGAUGCAUUCUCUCAAUACUAUAGCUUGGGUGACGGUCUCAAAGAGCCAAUCCAGAUCAGUUUUAUUGACCAAUUUGGAGCAAUGGAAGCCGGCAUUGAUGGUGGCGGGGUGACAAAGGAGUUCCUGACUAGUAUCACAUCCCAAGCUUUCAAGACUGAUGACUACGAGAGCAUGUUUGCGGAAAAUGACCACCAUCUGCUCGAGGCUGGACUCACAAGCUCAAGCGUAGAGUGGCAGGAUGACGUGCGUGGUCUUCUUCGACGCUAUGAAUUCCUCGGCCGGAUCAUCGGAAAGUGUCUUUAUGAGGGAAUCUUGGUCGAUGUCAACUUCGCACCAUUCUUCCUCUUGAAGUGGGCCUUGACAGGAGGCUCUAGGUCUGCGGUGAAGGAAUCUUCUUAUCGUGCCAACUUGAACGACUUGAAGGAUCUCGAUGAGGGGUUAUACCAGGGUUUGUUACAACUGAAGAAUUACACUGGAAAUGUGGAAGACUUUGGCCUUGACUUCACCAUUAACAAUGUAAUUCGGAUGCCCAGUGGAAACAACCGCACUGUCACGGUAGAUCUGAAACCAAAUGGUUCACAGACCGCUGUGACAAACAAGAACCGAUUGGUCUACAUUUCCUACAUCGCUCGCUACCGUCUGCAGUUGCAACCUGCUCUACAGACGAACGCCUUUUUGCAAGGUCUGGGGCAGAUAAUUCAACCCGCCUGGCUAUCCAUGUUCAAUCAAUCCGAGUUGCAAACGCUGGUGAGCGGAGACAAGGCUGAUAUUGAUGUGGAGGAUCUGCGACGGAACACCCUCUACGGAGGUGUGUAUGUGAUUGGUGAUGACAACUUGGAACAUCCCACAAUUGCACUCUUCUGGCAAGUCAUGCACGAGAUGACCAACGAGGAACGGCAAAAGGUCAUCCGUUUUGUGACCUCUACCCCCCGAGCUCCAUUGCUGGGGUUCAGUCAUCUCCGUCCCCACUUCAGCAUUAGAGACUCCAGUGAAGACCAGGAAAGAUUGCCAAGUACUAGUACUUGCGUGAAUCUUCUGAAGCUGCCCCGAUACUCUGAUGCGGAGACGUUGAGGAGUAAACUGUUGUAUGCAGUGAGUUCAGGUGCAGGGUUUGAUUUAAGUUGA